This is a messenger RNA of Metarhizium album ARSEF 1941, 3237 nucleotides long. RefSeq names its product phosphoethanolamine transferase class O. Gene Ontology annotation, molecular function: mannose-ethanolamine phosphotransferase activity. Gene Ontology annotation, cellular component: endoplasmic reticulum membrane. Bases 1 to 3237 code for a protein of 1078 amino acids. The transcript has a single exon. Gene Ontology annotation, biological process: GPI anchor biosynthetic process. Lineage: Eukaryota; Fungi; Ascomycota; Sordariomycetes; Hypocreales; Clavicipitaceae. The record is from RefSeq and is a predicted model, not a curated record.
AUGCCGCAACGGAGCUCCAAGGCCAGGUCAACGGCCACGCCGCAGUCGCCUGCACCGUCACCAUCAGCGCCGCAACCGCCCCAGCCCCAGACCGAGUACGAAGCGAUCGCGGAACAAUGGGCCAGAGCGAAACGGAUACAAGAAGCCAACGAUGCCGAGGCCGAGGCCCUUGGCCAGCCGAGCCGGCGAGAAGCUGCGCGAGCCCUUCAACGACGGCGGGAGCUGCUCAAUGAGCUGCGGCAAAAGUCGUACGAGAAACGGUGGUGGUGGACCGUUGCCUUUUGGAUGUGGCUGCUGAUGGUCCAUGCCGUUGGCAUUUGGCUGUUCACGAGUGGCUUUUUGUUGACUCGGCUGGUGCUGGAGGACAAGUCCAGUUGCACAAUACCGCCCAUCGAGAGCAAACUCGCUCCCUUGGAUAUCGGCCAGGGUUGUUGGCAUCCAAAGACGUUUGAUCGCGCCGUAGUGGUCGUCAUUGACGCUUUGCGCUACGACUUUACAGUUCCAGAGGAUCCCGCCAAGCAGCAGGAAUUUCACAAUGCGUUCCCGUUCCUGUACGAGACGGCCGUCAAGUCACCUCGCAAUGCCUUCCUGCGACCAUUCAUUGCCGAUCCCCCGACGACGACGCUGCAGCGACUGAAGGGGCUGACGACCGGCACCCUACCUACAUUCAUCGACGCAGGUAGCAAUUUUGCGGGAUCAGCCAUUGACGAGGACAAUAUUCUUAUGCAGCUCAAAAAUGCUGGAAAGAAGAUUGCGCAUUUGGGAGACGACACUUGGUGGGAUCUGUUUCCAGGGUACUUUGAACCGAACAUCAGCAAAGCCUACCCCAGCUUCAACGUCCCGGAUCUUCACACCGUUGACAAUGGAGUCAUUGGCAACAUUUUCCCCUUGAUGGAGCCUGACAAAAAGGGUCACUGGGACUUCCUCAUCGGGCACUGCCUGGGUGUUGACCACGCCGGUCAUCGCUUCGGUCCAAACCACAAGCAAAUGAACGACAAGUUGAGGCAGAUGGAUAGUUUUAUCCGUGACCUUGCUGCUCUCAUCGACCACGACACCUUGUUGGUGGUCAUGGGCGACCAUGGGAUGGAUGCGAAAGGUGACCACGGCGGCGAGAGCGACGAUGAAGUCGAGGCCGCGUUGUGGAUGUACUCAAAAGCACCCAUCUUUGGGCGAACCCUACCGGAACAUGCAACACCUCCUGCCACGGCCAAGAUUAGACCGGUCAACCAAAUUGAUUUGGUGCCGACGCUCUCCCUUCUGCUGGGGAUCCCCAUUCCUUACAAUAAUCUGGGCCGCCCUAUUGAAGAAGCCUUUGCUGGACCCAAGGGCAAUGACUGGGUCAAUCUCGCAGCCGUGUCUCGCAUGGCAUCUGCUGGGAUCGAGAGAUACCAAAAAUCGUAUUUCUCGGCUCGUGGAAUUUCGCUCAACACGGAGGCCGACUCCCCUGCUGCCCUCUGGACAGCAGCCACUUCGAUGCCUGCCGACUCACACCGAGAUACUUACAACGCCUUCACCAGGUUCCAGGGCGAGACGCUCAGCGUAUGCAAGGACCUGUGGGCUCGAUUUGACGUUCCUCGCAUGAUAUCCGGCGUCACCGUCGCGGCAAUCGGCGUUGUGCUUCUUGUUCUCUAUGCCUCGAGAACGGAGGAAGACGAAUUCGUCGUCAUGAACGACGUCGAACUAGACUUGGCCGAGGGGAAACUGGAAGCAAUGGACGUCAAAGGAGAAGCCGAACCUCAUGUUGACCAAUUCUAUCAUAAGAAUAUGCUUUGCGGCUUGUGGGAUACCCGGUUUCUGUUUAUUGUCGGCACCCUGAUCGCCGCUAGUGUCUACAGACAACAGGCUGUAGACCGCUCAGCCACUCUCGUUAUGAUUCUCAUGACGGCCGCAGUUGGCUCCUCGCUCCACGAGAGCGGAAAGACCAUCAUGAACCUGCUUCCCAAGACGUUGUGGGGCUGGCUCUCUGUGGUAUUUACUCUCAGCCACUCCGUUGGUUUCGCAUCCAACUCGUAUACCAUCUGGGAGGAUCAGAUCCUUCUCUUCUUUGUCGCCACUUUUGGUCUCACAUCGGCGGUUUGCGCGUUCCGCGUCGAGUCCAAAGUAGACCGCACCAUGGCUAUCUACCACUCGGCUGUAUUUAUCCUCCUCGGUCGGCUUGCGUCCUAUUCAAAACUCUGCCGCGAGGAGCAAAUGCCCUUCUGUGUGUCGACAUACUAUGCCUCAGGCACCUCGACAGUAUCACCCUGGCAGCUCAUCAUUCCUUUUGCUGUUUUCGUUGCACUCCCUUCAAUCAUCAAGUCUUUUCUCACGCCCACUAGGUCAUACGAAGGCCUGGCACCCGCGUGGAUCGGAUACGUGUUCCGUGUCGGGCUAUUCAUGUCUGCCAUUUACUGGACCAUUGACGCCGUGAAUAAUGGCCACUGGCUCGCCGGCAAGCUAUCCGAGGGAACACUCGAGAACGUCGGCGUUUAUCUGGCCCAGACGAUUCUCGCACUUGCCUUGGUCGCAGGCACAACAGCAUUCAUCUGGGCGCCGCCCAACGUCUCUAUUGUCUCGAAGGCGUCAAGAACAGGCCAAGCACGUGUCGCCAUCCUCGGAUACGGCAACGCGCUGGCCUCUCGCUAUCUUCUCCUGCCCAUCAACAUCCUUGCCGCUUGUCUUCUCCUAACCAAGCCCAUGGGGUCAGGCGCCCUCGCCCUCAUGAUGUGGCAGGUCCUCUCGCUCGCUGAAAUCAUCGAUCUCAACAAUCUUAAAAACGAGACCAUUGGUCCCGUCAUGCUCGCCAUACUCGGGAACUUUUACUACUUCAAAACCGGCCACCAAGCCGUUCUAUCCAGCAUCCAGUGGGACAGCGCUUUCAUCCCGCUCCUCACCAUCCGGUAUCCCUGGACUCCCAUCGUCGUCACGCUCAAUACAUUUGGCGGCCAGAUCCUCGCUGCCGUGUGCGUACCCCUCCUUGCCAUGUGGAAGGUCGGUCCCAAGCAGAAGGGCGUCUUGGAAACCGUAACCCGCAGCCUCGGUGUAUUCAUCGCGUAUUAUGCCGUCGAGGCAUUGACCACCAUGAGCUGGGCAGGUUGGUUGCGCAGACAUCUGAUGCUGUAUCGGGUCUUCUGCCCGCGGUACAUGAUGGCGGCGGUCCUGUUGGUGGUUCUCGAUCUGGUCGUCUUGUUGGUGACGCUACCCGGGCUGAGGAGCAACACGCUUUCCGUCAGUGAGGUAUUCGGCUGGACAGACUAG